This is a messenger RNA of Neurospora tetraspora, 395 nucleotides long. RefSeq lists its product as uncharacterized. The annotation marks the transcript as partial. The transcript is spliced from 2 exons. Lineage: Eukaryota; Fungi; Ascomycota; Sordariomycetes; Sordariales; Sordariaceae. The record is from RefSeq and is a predicted model, not a curated record.
AUGCUGGGCCCUCGAGCUUUCCUCCAUCGCGAACCUAAGGUCAACGGCGAACAACUCUUCAUCUCCCUCUCCGGCUCGAACCCCAAGUACACCGCCAGCGCAAACACCGUCUCCGUAUCCACCAACACCAACCUCUCCCCCUUGGCCAAGGAUCCCAUCCCCGGCCACGUCUCCGAGCCCGGCCCCUCCUUACACGUCCCCCUUAUCAUUCUCCUCAAACCCAAAUCCCUUUUCACAACCUCAGACACCACCGCCCUCGGCAGCGCCCUCAUUCUCGGCUCCACCCUUUCAAACAUCGCCCUUUCAUCAAACACCUCCAUGCCGCUCAAGUUGCGCAGCGAGGGAACCUGAAAGGACUCGCUCGCAAACUCCACCGUUAUCGGCCACGGCCACCC